UCAAAUGUUCACUCAAAUUAAAAAGAUCUAACUUUUGUUAAAAUUUACAAGGACAGUGUCCGAUCCUUUUUUUCACUACUAACCCUAAGCUGGUGAAAAUGGGACCUCUCUUCUCUCGCAAUGUGAUUAUUUUUUGUUGGAUUUUUACUUUCAUCGAGGCAGAAAACAUAACCGAUACAUCAGGUAUUGGAAUUGUUGUAUCUCUCUUUAGUCCCGGACAUUUAUCCCUGAUCGCAGGAAAUCCAGACAAAAUGAAUAUGACCUCUAUGAAAUCCGGCAAAGGCAUGCUACCUAUUCAGACUUAUUAUUUCAAUACGCCACGUGCAAAAAUUGUCAGCAUGGCAUCAGACCCGAGGAAGAACACACUGUUUAUGCUAGAUUCUGACUCUCACAGCAUCUACAGAAUGGAAAACUUUAACAUUUGGGUGAAUGAUUCUUUGAACAUCGUACCUAUUCAGAAAGGAGUAUCCAAGACUUCUGCUCAGAUAACAUAUGAUUGGUACAGUGAGAUGAUUUACUGGGUAGACGGGUAUUAUAAUUGGAUAGGAAUGCAGCCAGCCUUUACUACAGAUAAUACUCUCUAUAAAAUCAUUAUCCAUAAAGGAAUAAGUAGGCCAGAAGGAAUUGCAGUGGACCCUUUAAGUGGAUAUCUGUUUUACUCAGAUAUGGGAAAACCUCAAAGAAUUGAGAGGUCUUCCUUAAUUGGAGAAGAUAGAACUCCCAUCAUUACUUCUGGUGUAGAUCGUGUAUAUGACAUCACCGUAGAUCAGAAAGAGCAGAAGUUGUACUGGGUAGACGCGGGAAGACACACGUUAGAAUCGUCUGAUUAUGAAGGAAGAAACAGACGACUUCUAACGAGGAUGAAUUCUGUCAAAUUCACUUCAGUUGUCAUUUUUGGAGACUUUGUGUAUGUAACCUCAUUUACCAGCAACACCGUUACCAAACUUAGUAAGAGAACAGGGGAUAUAAAUUUAAUUGUCGUUGUGGAUGAUGGGACACCGGUGGGCGCCGAAAUAUGGGAUCCAACCAAUAAAAAACCUGUUUCUAAGGAAUGCCCAGGAUAUGGAUGCAAACAUAUGUGUGUUCACAUGCCAAGCGGACCCACUUGCAUUUGCAAAGAAGGAUAUACCUUGGCAAUGGACAAGAAAGAUUGCAUUGACGAAAAGCUACAAAGAAGCAUACUUUUAGCCAACAGUACUCACAUUUGCAGUAUGGAUAUCCGUCACAUUACGGCACUGAAGGAAGACAUGUUCUGUCAUGCGGCCAAUCUUAGUGGCAUUAUGUUCAUGGCUGUCGACAUAGCAAACCAAGCUCUUCACUACGUGGAUUCAGAACUUCAUGUCAUUAUGCAAUAUUCCAUGAUCUUCAAUGUCAGCACAACCUUAACUGACGCAGGUCCUAAUGUAACAGGUUUUGGUUAUGACUGGAUUGAUGAUAAUGUGGUAUGGAGUACAUCAGACAUUAUGCAAAAAGGCUCAAUUCGUGUUUUCUCCCUCGGCAAAUGGGCACAAACAAAACUCUAUACUGAUUUAAAUAAUCCCACCUACGUAAACAUUAACCCAAUUGAUAGGGAAAUUUACUGGAUUGAAGGCCUCGGUAGGAAUUAUACAAUAAAAGUUGGAAAAUUUGAUGGAAGUCCAGCAAAAGUGAUUGUUAAUAGUACUAACCUCAAAAAACCUACUGGGUUAUUUUACCACGUGGAAAAGCAUCGGUUGUUUUGGAUAAAUUGGGACAGUAUCCACAGUUGUAAAACAGACGGUUCUGAUCUGACUACACAUCUACAUUCUAUUUCUGUGCUAUUCUUUGGGGUAGAACUUUUGGUCUAUAAGGAUCAUGCAAUAUGGACACAUGGUAAAAAUUUCGUAAUGACGGGUAGUAUCUUUAGAAAUUCAGCAGAGGUUAAAAUUGGCACCAAUGACUAUGGAAAACUAACUGGAUUGGCAAUAUAUGAUCCAGACUUACAGCGGUAUAAGAGAGGACCCUGUGAGAUAAUGAAUGGAGGUUGUGAACAUGUCUGUUUACCCUCUGAUACCACCGUAAGCUGUAAAUGUGAUUUUGGAUAUAGACUGGAUUCUGACCAAAAAAGUUGUUCUUCAGAUACCUUAAAGGAUCGAUUCAUGAUCAUAGCCGAUCACACACAUGGAAGACUUUAUCAGGCGUCCUUAACCGAUGCAAAGAUCACUGCUUUGGAUUUUCCUGAGGUCACAAAGCCUGCAUGUGUUCUUUAUAACAGAAAUACCAAACUCGUUUACUGGGUAGAAAUAGAAAGCAGAGGAAGUCAGAUAAAACAAGCAACUAUUAAAGGAGAAAAUACAACAGUCUUGAUGGAUUCAGGAUAUGUGUAUCUUGAUAGGAUAGCAAUGGACUUCACAACAGGACAUAUAUACUUCACGGCUGUAGCAAGUGAUAUUUAUCAGAGUUACGUAGGAGUACUCCAUCCACAGAGAAUGGUUCACCGAAAACUUAUUUCUCAACUCGGAACCCCUCGGGCUAUUGCAGUCCAUCCAUCAUCAGGAUAUAUGUUUUGGACAGACCACAAUAAAAAUAGUCCCCAUAUUGGACGUGCGUUCAUGGAUGGUUCUUCACAAAGAGUUUUGAUUUCUAAAGAUGUUGUGUGGCCAAAUGGUCUUACCAUAGACUACUCAGAGAAUCUCCUGUACUGGGCAGAUGGUCAUACAGAUACGAUUGAAUCAGUGGACAUUCAUGGUUUAAAUAGAAAGGAAGUCUUAAAGGUUUCUAAUCAGCAACUGAUGGAUGUAGAACUGUUUGGCUCCUACCUCUACUAUACAGCAUGGAACACACAAAAAGUUUCUAAGGUGUUAUUGAACAGUGAUAGAACAGGGACUCUCGUAGACUGGAUGCCCGAUGUUCCUGAAUUAGGAAGAUUAGAUUCUAUUGAAAUACAGCCCGGAAAUUAUCAACCAAAAAGUUCAGCAUGUUUACAAGACAAUGGUGGUUGUAGCACUUUUUGUCUACCGACACCAGAGGGACGCACCUGCGCUUGCGAGGAAGGUGUAGAUUUACUGGCUAAUGGUCAAACGUGCGAAAUAAGCGGAGGUUCCCCUUGUCCCAGUACUUUGCCAAAUGGGGCCUGGUCCACCAACUGCUAUAAAUUGCCGACAGAAAACUGUACUUACAGCUGUGAUGAAAAUUAUCUCCCGAAUGAAGCCUUUCCUUCUGUUACUUGUGGCAGAGAUGGCCAGUGGUCAGUCCCUACUGAAUCCCUUUGUAAAGCAAAAACAUGUAUUAUCUAUGACCCAGUCCAUCACUUGCUGAAUGGCUGUUUACCGGUGGUUGGGAAUGAAUGUGAAUAUGCUUGCAAUGAAGGGUACCAUAAAAAUCCAAAUAUAAAUAAGAUUAAGUGCUUACCAUCGCAGAAAUGGAAUGUCAAUACUUUAGAAGCUUGUCGUCAAUUUCAAGGAGAGGUCAAAGUUGAUUCUUUGGAAACGACGUCAAUUCCUGUUAAGUGUCGAGCAGAUGAUCUUCCUAACGUUAAACUUGGUCCAGACUGCAGUAAAUUGCCCGACGAGACAUGCUCGUUCUCUUGCGUGAAUGGUUACUUUAAAAAAGAUGUAGAUAUUACAGAACUUGUAUGCCUAGCAAAUGGAAAAUGGGAUUUAGAUCACAUGCCAUUAUGUAUUGCUGGUACUGGGAUUAAAAGUUCCAAAAUGUCUCAAGAAGAAAAUAAAUCAGACAAAUCUUAUACUGCAAUAGCUGCUGCAUUGGCUGCCGUUAUAGGAGCAGUUCUCAUCGCCGUUCUCGUCAUAAUGUUCUUCUACUGUAAACGAAAAAGGAGAACGGUGGUUGGACGGUACGAAUCUCAUCAAAAUGAAUCUAACGUUUAUUGUGAACCUCAUAAAGGAAUCGUUAACUUAGCAGCGGACAAUGGGAAUAAAACAGAAAAUAAUCAUUAUGCUCAAAUGAGUGACAUAUGAAAUUAAUUCGCAAUGUAAUUAUACCAUAGUACAUGUAGUAUAUGUUUCCUACCGAUGUUUUUAUUAAUCAAGCAUCUGUAUCGUUAUUUUCAUACCAGAUGAAAGAAUGAAGAAAGUCGAGUCUUUUUAUGUCAUUGCUUAUCAAAAGAUAACCAUAGAUAUAGUGUAAAUGUAUUAUAUUUGGCAUGUACGAUAUUUGGCGGAAACUGACUUUUGAACAAGUUAGUGUAGAUUUGAUUAAUAAAUAUAAUACGUGUACAGUAAUCAUUCCAUAGUAAUCCAUACAUGUAUUAGUUUUAAUAUGCUUGUCCUCAGUAUUGAGCUUGCAUGUGUUAAAAAAACUGUUUUAGUGAUUUAUUUUUUUUUCUUAAAAAAGAAAUAAAGAUGAAUUUGUG
Messenger RNA from Saccostrea cuccullata (small rock oyster), 4330 nucleotides. RefSeq names its product low-density lipoprotein receptor-related protein 1B-like. The record is from RefSeq and is a predicted model, not a curated record. The transcript has 22 exons. NCBI's taxonomy places the organism in Eukaryota, Metazoa, Mollusca, Bivalvia, Ostreida, Ostreidae. Bases 99 to 3935 code for a protein of 1278 amino acids. Gene Ontology annotation, biological process: canonical Wnt signaling pathway. Gene Ontology annotation, molecular function: Wnt receptor activity; Wnt-protein binding.